Oncorhynchus masou masou (cherry salmon) is the source of this 5137-nucleotide messenger RNA. Its product is annotated as metabotropic glutamate receptor 3-like. Gene Ontology annotation, biological process: regulation of synaptic transmission, glutamatergic; G protein-coupled glutamate receptor signaling pathway. Lineage: Eukaryota; Metazoa; Chordata; Actinopteri; Salmoniformes; Salmonidae. Gene Ontology annotation, cellular component: plasma membrane. Gene Ontology annotation, molecular function: group II metabotropic glutamate receptor activity. The coding region runs from base 459 to 3155 and encodes 898 amino acids. The transcript has 13 exons. The record is from RefSeq and is a predicted model, not a curated record.
GUUUGACUCUGAGGGAUCAGGAGUAAGACAAACUCGUCUCAAGUGCUCAAAUAACUGCAAGAUUUGCGCGCCUUACAUUCUAAAUAAAGUUUCUCUGGUGAUGUAGCUAUGCACCAUGACCCAGAAGCUCUUUGUCUUGCCUGGUUCUUGUCAGAAGGUCUGAUGUCUAGACCGUGUGCUCCUUCAUGUGUGGUCCAGUUGAACUCUCCUUGACCAUUCGAUGGACCACAAACAGACCAGCAGCUACUGUGACCGCACUUCACAACUACUUCACCUUGACUCUUCACCCCUUUACCUUUGAACCCUCACCCCUGACCCAUACUCUUGACCUCUAACCCCUCACUCCAAACCCUUAACCUUACUCAUCACCUCUCCUCUCCUCUCCUCUCCUCUCCUCUCCUCUCCUCUCCUCUCCUCUCCUCUCCUCUCCUCUCCUCUCCUCUCCUCUCCUCUCCACUAUGUUAUCCCGCAUCUCUACAGUCCUCAUAGCUGUGUUGUGUCGGUGUGUGCUAGUGUCUCUGGGGGUGGACCCCCCUCACCCCCGUCGAGAGAUCCGGAUCGAGGGAGACCUGGUCUUGGGGGGGCUGUUCCCAGUCCAUGAGAAGGGGGGAGGGAUAGAGGAGUGCGGGAGGGUGAACGAGGACAGAGGGAUCCAGAGGUUGGAGGCCAUGCUGUUUGCUAUAGACAGGAUCAACUCUGAUCCUACUCUACUGCCUGGAGUCAGUCUGGGAGUUCACAUACUGGACACCUGUUCUAGAGAUACAUACGCACUGGAACAGGCGCUGGAGUUUGUGCGUGCAUCUCUGACCAAGGUGGACGAUACAGAGUUUAUCUGUCCUGAUGGAUCCUACGCUCUACAGGAAGACAUUCCCCUGGCCAUUGCUGGAGUUAUAGGAGGAUCCUAUAGCAGUGUGUCUAUACAGGUGGCCAACCUGCUGCGCCUCUUCCAGAUCCCUCAGAUCAGCUAUGCCUCCACUAGCGCCAAGCUCAGCGACAAGACGCGCUAUGACUACUUUGCUCGCACGGUGCCCCCUGACUUCUACCAGGCCAAGGCCAUGGCAGAGAUCCUACGGCUGUUCAACUGGACCUACGUGUCCACAGUGGCAUCAGAGGGAGACUAUGGAGAGACGGGCAUUGAGGCCUUUGAACAGGAAGCCCGUAUGAGGAACAUCUGCAUUGCUACCUCUGAGAAGGUGGGCCGCUCUAACGCUAAGAAGUCCUAUGAGGCAGUGAUCAGGCAGCUCCUCCAGAAGCCCAACGCCCGCGUGGCUGUCCUCUUCCUGCGCAGCGAUGACGCUCGGGAACUCCUCUCUGCCGCCGCACGACUCAACACCACCUUCAUCUGGGUGGCCAGUGACGGCUGGGGGGCACAGGAGAGCAUUGUCAAGGGCAAUGAGGCCACAGCCAAUGGGGCCAUCACCCUGGAGCUGGCGGCCAAUCCCGUGCCGGCAUUCAACCGCUACUUCCUGUCUCUGGAUCCAAUCAACAACCACCGCAACCCCUGGUACCGAGAAUUCUGGGAGCAGAAGUUCCAGUGCUCACUUGGAGGAGGGGGUGGAGGAGUAGGAACUGGGGCAGGAGCUGUAGGGUCAGGGGGAACUGUCUCUCUCUCUCUCCCUCCCUGUGAGAAGGGUGUGUUGGUGGAUGAUAGUAACUUUGAGCCGGAGUCCAAGAUCAUGUUUGUGGUGAAUGCGGUAUACGCUGUGGCCCACGCCCUCGAUAAGAUGCAGAGAACACUGUGUUCCAACACCAGCAAGCUCUGUGACAGCAUGAAGGCUCUGGAUGGACGCAAGCUCUACAGAGACUACCUUCUCAACAUCAGCUUCACAGCUCCCUUCUCUCCUCCCGGUAUUGAGACCGUGGUGAAGUUUGAUGCUUAUGGCGACGGAAUGGGACGCUACAACAUCUUCAGUUACCAGCACAACGCUGAUCGCUAUGGAUACGUGCCCAUCGGUGAGUGGGCGGAGACUCUGAGCCUGAGCAGUGAUCUGAUUCGCUGGCCAAGGGAGGUAGUGCCCCCAUCCCAGUGCAGCGACCCGUGUGCCCGCAAUGAGAUGAAGAAGAUGCAGGCUGGAGAGUACUGUUGUUGGAUCUGUACGGCGUGUGAGGCUCAUGAAUACCUAGCUGAUGAGUUCACCUGUUCGCCCUGCGCCCCUGGCCAGUGGCCCAGUGAAGACCUCACUUCCUGUUACGACCUGCCUGAGGACUACAUCAUGUGGGAGGACGCCUGGGCUAUCGGACCAAUCAGCAUCGCUGUUGUUGGGUUCCUGUGUACAUCUCUGGUGUUCUGGGUGUUUGUGAGACACAACAGCACGCCCCUGGUGAAGGCGUCAGGCAGAGAGUUGUGUUACAUUCUCCUGCUGGGUGUCUUCAUGUCCUACUCGCUCACCUUCCUCUUCCUGGCCAAGCCCUCGCCUGCUAUCUGCGCCAUGCGACGCCUCGGCCUCAGCACCUCAUUUGCUGUCUGCUACUCUGCCCUGCUCACCAAGACCAAUCGGAUCGCCCGGAUCUUCAGUGGGGUGAAGGACGGGGGCGGGACCACGAAGCCGCGCUUCAUAAGCCCCACGUCCCAGGUGUUUAUCUGUCUCAGUCUGAUAUCGGUCCAGUUAGUGAUGGUGUCUGUGUGGUUGCUGCUGGAGGUUCCUGGUACCCGGAGGUUUACGUUACCGGAGCGACGGCAGACAGUGAUCCUGAAGUGUAACGUCCGUGACUCCAGCAUGCUGCUGUCGCUAGGAUACGACGUGCUCCUGGUCAUCCUGUGUACUGUGUACGCCUUCAAGACCAGGAAGUGUCCAGAGAACUUCAACGAGGCUAAGUUCAUAGGUUUCACCAUGUACACAACCUGUAUCAUCUGGCUAGCCUUCCUGCCCAUAUUCUACGUCACAUCCAGUGACUACAGGGUCCAGACCACCACCAUGUGUAUCUCUGUUAGUCUCAGUGGCUUUGUGGUGCUGGGCUGUAUGUUCGCUCCCAAGGUCCACAUCAUCAUGUUCCAACCACAGAAGAAUGUCACCAGUCUCCGCCUCAAUAUCAACCGCUUCAGUGUCAGUGGCCCUGCCACCACAUACGCUUCACACGCAUCAGUGAGUGCCCAGUACGUACCGACAGUGUGUAAUGGGAGAGAGAUCGUCGACUCCACCACUUCCUCUCUGUGACCACACCCACUCACCUCUCUAACCCUGCCCCCCAGAGACUGUUAGCCAAUAGGCACACGUUGUGCCCCCCUGCCCCCUCCUCCCACGACGUGGACUAGCACAGUUCUGUUUCACGGCUGUAGAAAGGGUUUAAUACUACUUUGUUUUCUAGUGCUGUACAUAUAAUGGAAUCAAAAUUGUUGUAGAGAAACAAAAGAACCAAAACAACUUUGCAGGAGGAUUUUUUGAGCCUUUGUUUUGAAAAGCUUUGUUAAGAAGUGUGUACAUAUACACAUGAUGUGUACAUAUAUAACUGUGCACUGGGUUGUGAUAGGAGUGUGUAUGUGUUAAGGUUGUGAUAGGAGUGUGUGUGUGUGCUAAGAUUGUGUUAGGAGUGUAUGUAUGUGUGUGUUAGGGUUGUGAUAGGAGUGUGUGUAUGUGUGUUAUGGUUGUGAUAGGAGUGUGUUUAUGUGUGUGUGUGUGUGUGUGUGUGUGUGUGUGUGUGUGUGUGUGUGUGUGUGUGUGUGUGUGUGUGUGUGUGUGUUAGGGUUGUGAUAGGAGUGUGUGUGUGUGUGUUAGGGUUGUGAUAGGAGUGUGUGUAUGUGUGUUAUGGUUGUGAUUGGAGUGUGUUUAUGUGUGUGUGUGUGUUGUGAUAGGAGUGUGUGUGUGCAUUUUAUGGUGUGUGUGUGUGUGUGUGUAUGUGUGUUAGGGUUUUGAUAGGAGUGUGUGUGUGAGUUAGGUUUGUGAUAGGAGUAUGUGUGUGUUAGAGUUGUGAUAGUAGUGUGUGUGUGUGUGUUAGGGUUGUGAUAGGAGUGUGUGUGUGUGUUUGUUAGUGUGUGUGUGUGUGUGUGUUAAGAUUGUGAUAGGAGUGUGUGUGUGUUAGGAUUGUGAUAGGUGUGUGUGUAUGUAUUAGGGAUGUCUGAGACAGAUGUUCUGUAGGGGUAGGGGCUGAGACAGCCUCACCUGCAAUAGCCCACAGACUUUGUACUAUUUUUUGUAGGUCUCAUUGUAAUAACCCAGUCAGUAUGCAUUUUUAUUCAUUUGUAUGUUGUAUGUUGUAUCUGUAUAUUUGUAUAUUACUGAUGGUUGGAACAGCACAAUGUUGCGGGUAUUAUGUAACUCCAGUAGGAUUCCCACUACUGUGGACUGACAGUGGAUGAAGCUCCCUGAGUUGGGCUGACGAGCCCAUAGGAAUAGAAUGGCUGGAACAGACGUAGUAUCCACAUUUCAUAUAGUUUGUUGAAUCACACAUUUUCUCUCAUUGUAGCAUAUAGGGGGGAGGUAGCCAAGUGGUUAGAGGGUUGGGCCAGUAACUGAAAGGUCGCUGGUUCAACAUCUUCAGUUACCAGCACAACGCUGAUCGCAACAGAUACGUGCCCAUUGGUGAGUGGCCGGAGACUCUGAGCCUGAGCAGUGACCUGAUUCGCUGGCCAAGGGAGGUGGUGCCCCCAUCCCAGUGCAGCGACCCGUGUACCCGCAACGAGAUGAAGAAGAUAAAGUCUGGUUAGGAACACACACACACAGGGCUUUAAGCAGAUCUAGUGACAGCACUAGUAGAAGCUCUGUUCGAGUCCCCGAGCCGAUAAGGCGAAAAAUCUGUCGAUGUGCCCUUGAACAAGGCUCUUAACCCUAAUGGCUCCUGUAAGUCGCUCUGGAUAAGAGUGUCUACUAAAAUGUAAAUGUUAAAAAUAUAGCAGUAUAGAAUAUUUAUUGAACUUUCCAAAUGAUGCACCCAACAUGGCAGCCAGUCCAGUCAUUGUUUUGAACUUGAAUGUCCUUUCUACGCAUCCUAAUUCUAUGGAACAGCCACUGUAUAGGAGUGUCCAAUUACCUUGGUGGCCAUAGUAACAGACGUGUGUACAACAACGCAACAACAUUUCUCCUUAACCAGCAUUUUUGGCAUAAACGUUAGCAACGAUGUGACAACACAAGGUAGUUAAUUACAAGUGACUGUUCAAAGUCUUAACUGCCAUUAUUGUCAAUAUUAAAGAAACAUUACAGAU